AAUAAUAUAAAAGUAAUUAAAAAAAAAAAAAAAAAAUGAAAGGAAAAUCAUGUGCCCAAAUUGAUAAAUACUAGUUAGGAAAAACAUUAGGAUCAGGUUAUCAUGCGAAAGUAAAAUUAGCUUAUUAUAAUAAUUAAUAACUAGCAGCUAAAAUUUUCAAGAGUACUCACAGUUUAGCUUCAAAUCUAAAGACAUUAAAACAUGAAAUAGGUAUGAUGUAAAAGAUGAAUCACCCUAACUUAGUUAAUUUAGUGGAAGUAAUAGAGAACGCGAAAUACACGAAAAAGAAUGGACAAUCAUACUAAGCAAUGUGUAUAGUAUUAGAAUACUGUUAAGGAGGUGAAUUAUUUGAAUAUGUAUCAAACUGUGGAAGUUUUAGUGAAUCAGUAUCUAGAGCAUAUUUCCAUUAAUUAAUAACUGCUUUAGAAUAUUUACAUAAUAAUGGAAUAGCUCAUCGAGAUUUGAAACCUGAGAACUUAUUAUUUGAUUAAUAGUUUAAUUUAAAAGUUGCUGAUUUUGGUUUCGCUACACUUGUAGAAGGUAAAGACGGAUCUGGUUUUUUAAAAACAGUACUUGGAACUGAAAGUUAUAUGGCUCCUGAAAUUCAUGCAAAAACUCCAUAUAUUGGAGCCGCUGUUGAUCUUUUUGCUGCUGCUAUUAUUUUAUUUAUUAUGUAUUCCGGAACUCCUCCUUUUUCCAAAGCUGAUACUAAAGAUCCUUAUUUCAAGCUUUUAUGCACUGGAAGACAUGAUACUUUUUGGUAAGCUCAUUUAAAAAAUAAAAGCUCUUAGGAAUUUUAUUCUAAAGAUUUCAUUGAUUUUAUCAAUUCUAUGCUUGCUCAUGAUGCACCUUAAAGACUAUCAAUAGCCGAAGUAAAAAGUCAUCCUUGGUAUAAUGGACCGGUUGCUCCUAUGGAAGAAAUUAGAAAAGAAUUCACCAAUAGAUAUAAAAAAGUUCAAGAAUCUUUUGAAAGAGAAAGAUUGGAAAAAUAAUAAUAGAAAGAAAGAUAAAAACAAGGGGCUGGAAAUAUGAUGUAUGUUGGCGCUCAAAAAUACAGAUCAUAAGCCGAAGUUUAAAGUGAAUUUGAAGGAUUAGAUAAGAAUUUUGAUUUUACAGUCUAAAGAUAAGUUAGAGAUGCUGAUAUGUAAGAUAAUAGACAUACUGAUUUGUAAACUAGUGUUGAUUGUGAAUAUUUAUUCAAAUAUUUGUUGAAUUAUAAUACUAAGUUUUGCCAAAAAGUAGAACCUUCAAACAAAUACCUUAAAAUUAAAUGCUUCUAGACUGAUAGUAAUGGAGAUAGUGUAGAAUUUACAGUUGAAAUAAGAAAAAGAGAUGAUGAUAUUAAUAUAUUGGACUUCUAAAAAAUAAAAGGUGAUUCUAUGUAAUACUUCAAAGUUACAAAUUAAAUAAAAGAAAUGAUAUAAUAAAUUUGAUAAAAAAAAAAUAUUAUUAUUAUUAUUAUUAUUAUUAUUAUUAUUAUUAUUAUUAUUAUUAUUAUUUUUUAUUUCUAAUUUUUACGGAAUUUUUAAUAUAUUGUCUAUUUU
Molecule: messenger RNA, 1544 nt
Organism: Ichthyophthirius multifiliis
Lineage: Eukaryota; Ciliophora; Oligohymenophorea; Hymenostomatida
Product: protein kinase domain protein
Exons: 3
Biological process (GO): protein phosphorylation
Molecular function (GO): protein kinase activity; ATP binding
Source: RefSeq, a predicted model, not a curated record